Messenger RNA from Chelonoidis abingdonii (Abingdon island giant tortoise), 1998 nucleotides. NCBI's taxonomy places the organism in Eukaryota, Metazoa, Chordata, Testudines, Testudinidae. The record is from RefSeq and is a predicted model, not a curated record.
ACCGCCAUGCUGUGGGGCAGCGGCGGCGGCGGCGGCAACACGGUCCCCGGCGGCGCGGCUGGUGCAAGGAAAUCCUCCUCCUCCGCCUCCUCCGCCGCCGCCUCCGCCUCGCUGCACGCCGGCAGGAGCAGCAUGCACCAUCGGAACGAGUCCCAGCGGCUGGGCAAGCCUGGCUGCGCGCCAGCCGAGCAGCCCGCGUUGCAAAUGGCAAAUAAUAAUUUCCUCUCCACCUUAUCCCCCGACCACUGCAGACCUUUGGCUGGGGAAUGCAUGAACAAGCUCAAAUGCGGCGCUGCUGAAGCAGAGAUAAUGAAUCUCCCCGAGCGCGUGGGGACUUUUUCCGCUAUCCCGGCUUUAGGGGGCAUCUCAUUACCUCCAGGGGUCAUCGUCAUGACAGCCCUUCACUCCCCCGCAGCAGCCUCAGCAGCCGUCACAGACAGUGCGUUUCAAAUUGCCAAUCUGGCAGACUGCCCGCAGAACCAUUCCUCCUCCUCCUCGUCCUCCUCCUCCCUGGGAGCCGCCGGAGGAGGGGGGGCGGGAGGAGGAGGAGGCGGGGGAGGAGGGGCAGGCAACCCUGCCAAGAAGAAGAGGAAAAGGUGUGGGGUCUGCGUGCCCUGCAAGAGGCUCAUCAACUGUGGCGUCUGCAGCAGCUGCAGGAACCGCAAAACGGGACACCAGAUCUGCAAAUUUAGAAAAUGUGAAGAGCUAAAGAAAAAACCUGGCACUUCACUAGAGGCAUAUGAUAUAACUUUCAAGAGAACACCUGUUCCCAGCGCUGAAGCAUUCCGAUGGUUCUUUUAAGCAGUAGUAUAUCUUAUUUUCAAGGCAGUCCAAAGUGAAUGGCAAGCUAAAGUCUUGUUUUAAGAAACUGCUUAGUCCACCAUUGAAGAAUAUACUCAGAUACUAUUUUCAUUUAUGUAUAGGGGUUUCCUCAAAAACAAAACUUAAACAAUCUGGAAGCCGGGGAAUUGGCCAGUUUAUUCACAUUCAGUACACUGAAUCUUUAUUUGAUGUAACUUAGCUAUACUAGUGAAGUUGUUGUCUAUUUUUAAAGUGGCUGUAAAAAAAAAAGUUUGGGUAAACCCCUGCUGUAAAAUCAUGUAUCUUUGAAAAGUAACAUAUCUAUACUUCAUUUUCAGAUAUAUGUGUUUUGGUACUGUAAACUGUACAGAUAGCAGCUUGUAUUUUGUGUGUUUAGACACAAGGAGACAAUCAUGUCUGAGCAUCUAUGGAGAUUAACGGUUUGUACACAACAGUGUGGUUCUGCAAGUUAAAUCUGGAGCAAUAAAUUCUAGCUUUAAAUAUUAUUUUGCUGGCUGUUUAACAGCAGCAGUAGCAGCAGCAGCACUGUUUUACCAUGCAUCCUUCCAUAGACACUUGAUGCCAAGUGUUACAAGAUUAAAAGAUUAUGUUGCAUCUAGCAAUUACCUUCAGUUGUAUUGUUGUAAGAGGGGAAGACAUAAAAUCCAAAAUUAAUCUUUUUGAGCACUAUUUUAGAGUAGUAGUUGUGCACUUGCAUUGCUUCCAAAAGAGCUUUACAGAAGGGUAUCCGUCCAAAGUAACACACCAUAGCUGGCUUGCUUUUGACUGUGCUGUAAGGUGAAAUGCACAGUAUAGAUGGACAUGCGGAAUCAGUCAUUUUAUAUAUAGCAUGUUCCAGCAUACAAAAUGAAAAGAGUACCAUAUCUGAGAAAAAUCUAUGUCUCAAUGUAUUUACCUUCCCACUAAGAGUUGCUAUGUAGGUUUUUUCAAUAGAUGGAAUAAAAAUUUUAUAAAAUAUAUGAAAAUAUUUUCGCUCCAUGUGCAACAUUUAGAGAUUAGGCUAGUUUAGAAAUUUAGACAGGCUUGGAUCUCUCCUGCAGUUGUGAAGGCCAUGAGAGCGUGGGUAUUUUUUAAGUAUAUAAGAAAACCCCACAUUUUUUCAACGAGUGACUAUUUGUCCCCACACAUCUUUCUUUGUCCACUGAUCUUGGGCUUGCUGAAUCACUGGUCCCUCGG